AUGGCUCCGCUGCCCGCGUCUCGCGUCACGCCGUCUCGCGCUUUUGGUCGCACCGGAGUCGAUUACGCCGGGCCCUUCUCCGUGCUUACAUCGAAGGGACGGGGGAUCCGGACCACAAAGGGCUACAUCGCUGUCUUCGUGUGCAUGACCACCAAAGCCGUGCAUCUGGAGCUUGUCGGCGACCUUUCCGCGGCCAACUUCUUGGGUGCUCUCACCCGUUUCACCGGUCGUCGAGGCCGACCAUCCGAGCUUUGGAGCGUCAACGCCACCUGCUUCCGUCGAGCUGAUUUGGAGCUCCGCGAGGCGUUGCAGGGCGCAGAAUUUAACUGGGACCUAGUCGCCGGGACUCUUGCCUCCCAGGGGGUUUUCUGGCAGUUCAUUCCUCCUGGUGCGCCACAUUUUGGAGGACUCUGGGAGGCCGCGGUCAAGUUGACCAAGAGCCAUCCAUGCCGUGUGCUCGGUUCUCGUCAUCUAACGUAUAAAGAGUUCUCUACGGUUCUCGUUGGAAUUAAGGCCGUGUUGAAUAGCCGCCCGUUGACACCCUUGUCUGGCGAUCCCUCUGACCUCAAAGUGCUCACGCCUGGACAUUUCCUCAUCGGGGCUCCCGUCUGCUCCAAAAAAGUAGCCUUGUUUGCACAAUCAUCAAUGUUAGAUGAAAUAGACAAGGAGCCACCUUGCAAAGUAGCAAGCAUUUCUCUAGGUAGUAUGACAUACGAAAGUCUAAUAACGAAGAAACAUCAUCCCAUCACUGAAUUCUUAAAUCAUCAACACAUAAAUUAUGAUCUUAAGUGUAACGUCACCGGUAUCAAUCGACAAAAGUUGAUCUCGAAACAUAAUCAUCAUAAAAACUUGUCCAAAUGGUUUUUUGGAAAUCUACUGCAAGGAUCGGCCAUCGAAAAGCUCUGCGAGUGCGCGAUCGAGGAAAAUCUGACGGACCGCGAGGCAGUUGUACGAGCAGCCAAGUGCCUACUGGGCGCAGUGACGCGCGUCCUCCUCCUAGCAGAUAUCACAGUCGUCAAACAGUUACUCAUGGCUAAGGACAAGGUGGCGCGCAGCCUCGGCCGGCUUGAAAGCGUGUCCAACUUUACCGAGUUUGUGAAGGCCUUCAGUCAGUUUGGCGCUGAGAUGGUCGAGCUAGCGCACAUGACGGGCGAUCGACAGCUUGCAGGAUCGGCCAUCGAAAAGCUCUGCGAGUGCGCGAUCGAGGAAAAUCUGACGGACCGCGAGGCAGUUGUACGAGCAGCCAAGUGCCUACUGGGCGCAGUGACGCGCGUCCUCCUCCUAGCAGAUAUCACAGUCGUCAAACAGUUACUCAUGGCUAAGGACAAGGUGGCGCGCAGCCUCGGCCGGCUUGAAAGCGUGUCCAACUUUACCGAGUUUGUGAAGGCCUUCAGUCAGUUUGGCGCUGAGAUGGUCGAGCUAGCGCACAUGACGGGCGAUCGACAGAAUGACCUGAAAGACGAGAGGAGAAGAGCCCAAAUGGCGGCGGCUCGUCAAGUGCUCGAGCGCAGCACGAUGAUGCUGCUUACGUCGAGCAAGGCCUGUCUGAGGCAUCCCGAGUGUCCCUCGGCCAAGGAGAACCGAGAUACUGUGUUCUGCCAAAUGAGGCGGGCGAUGGAUCUCAUCCAUUACGUCGUCAAGGACGGGGUGCUCGACUGCAGCGAGUCAACCUACGCGAAUUCGCAAAGUCCACAGCAGGAGGACUGGGACAGCAGCACAGUGUUCGCCGCGUUGAAGCAGUUCGAGCGGCUGGUCGAGUCGACGCGGCUGACUCUGCUGAGCGCGGGCUGCCGCGAGACGCUCACCGCGGCGCUGGACGUCGUGGUCGAGCGCACCCAGGACUUCACCGACAGCGCCUACACGAGCCACGAGCACCGGGAGAACAUACUGCUGCUCUGCGACCGCGCCAAGCUCGAGCUCAAUACGCUGCUGCGCGUUGGCAACAGUAUGAACUUCGAGGUGAGUUCAGUGUCGGGCUCACCGAGCUCGGAGCUCGACCAGGCUAUACUCGCGGUGCUGCAAGCGACGCGCGAUUUGCGCCAGCAGUUGUGCCAGACGACCAUGGAGCAGGCGGGAGAUCUUGGGCAGGUGACAAAGGCUGGCCAGGAGCUCGUCUCGACAAUCAGGAAUUUAUCACUGGCCAGCGACAUUGAUCGGUUGCAGGAGAGCAGCGACCGGUUUCACGAGUACAUUGACCACAUACUUGAGGUUUGUAAGCUUCUGAGACACGUGGCACUAUCGGAAUCCCUGCAAGUUUCAGCAAAGUUCACGGAAAUCAACUUACGAAUUUACGGGCCUCAAGUAGUUACAGCUGCCCACACGUUAGCGAGGCAUCCAACUAGUAAAAUCGCCAAGGAAAAUCUCGAAGUGUUCGCAGACAUGUGGCAAUGGUUAAUGUCAGACGUGACGACUGUAGCAAAAGACGUUCUUGAGUUGAGCCAAAGCCGACCAGAGAAGCAAGUUUACAUGUCCCUUCCACGACCAGGAAAACAUGGCACGACAAGCAAACCCCUAAAACCCGUAAGACUGGACAGCGAGGAGCAGGCUAAAAUCGCGAAAGCCGGCCUCGAGAUGAAACGCAUAACAUCGGAAAUGGACGCGGAGACGGAAAAGUGGCAGGAGAACGGCAGUACCAUGGAGGAGAAUAACGAUAUCGUGAAACGAGCGAAAAACAUGUCCUCCAUGGCGUUCUCCAUGUACCAGUUCACGAGGGGCGAGGGCGCUCUCAAAACCACUCAGGACCUGUUUACCCAAGCUGAGUAUUUCGCCGAGGAGGCCAACAGAUUGUACAAAGUUGUUAGACAAUUCAGUUACCAGGUACCGGGUGGGCCUCACAAGAAAGAACUUCUGGAGAAUCUCGACCGCGUGCCAACCUACGUCCAGCAGCUGCAGUUCACAGUUAAGAACCCGACGGUCGGUAAAGCUGCGACUUUCGUUAAGGUCGACAAUGUCAUACAAGAAACGAAAAACCUCAUGAACGUCAUAUCGAAGGUAGUCACGACGUGCUUCGUCUGCGCCACAAAGCACAACUUGAGCAUGCCGCAAUUCGUGGAUGUGAAUCCUGCUUCGGUGCCCGGUCUGGGGGAAGAGGAUUGCCUGUACCCGAUUAGUCCCCAAAUGUUGCCCAAUGCAAAACCCUACGUGCAGCCGCAUCCUCUUACACUGGCACAAUUGUACACAAUCGUGAAACAACCGGCCGCGCCAUCACCAUCACCACCACCACAACCACCAAGUCCGUCGAUGCUCCACGAUUAUCUGGACAACCUGAGCCGUGAUCAGACAAAGACACCCAUUAUCCAGCACUACUACUUUGAUCAUUUACCGCCAUCAGCUCGCGAAUCCUCCCAGCUACUAUUUCCAGCCACAACCACGACCAGGAAUAUGGCAGACUCAAACAUGGCAACAGCAAUCGCAGCAUCCGCGCCACCCGACAACCACAAUCAACGUUACUAUCGUAAAGGUUUGUCUCGACAGUAUCAAUACAACCUGGAUUUCCGAGGUCUGUCGGUGCGCGGGGCCGGCGGCUCGCCGUACCGGGGCGGAGACGGCGCGGGUGCCGACGGCGACGGAAGCGGGGCAGGCGGCGACGGCAGCAAGGUGGGCUCCGCCCCAGGCAGCGACCCGUCCGUCUGA
Messenger RNA from Copidosoma floridanum, 3633 nucleotides. RefSeq names its product alpha-catenin related (gene alpha-Catr). The record is from RefSeq and is a predicted model, not a curated record. Gene Ontology annotation, molecular function: cadherin binding; actin filament binding. Gene Ontology annotation, biological process: cell adhesion; Rho protein signal transduction. NCBI's taxonomy places the organism in Eukaryota, Metazoa, Arthropoda, Insecta, Hymenoptera, Encyrtidae.